Messenger RNA from Manihot esculenta (cassava), 560 nucleotides. RefSeq names its product probable xyloglucan endotransglucosylase/hydrolase protein 8. Gene Ontology annotation, biological process: carbohydrate metabolic process. NCBI's taxonomy places the organism in Eukaryota, Viridiplantae, Streptophyta, Magnoliopsida, Malpighiales, Euphorbiaceae. Gene Ontology annotation, molecular function: hydrolase activity, hydrolyzing O-glycosyl compounds. The record is from RefSeq and is a predicted model, not a curated record. The transcript is spliced from 2 exons. The coding region runs from base 224 to 532 and encodes 102 amino acids.
UCUCUUCUCUCUCACACGCAACUCCAUUUUCAUUAUUUAAACUGUCUUUCUUUAGGAUGCCCCUGCUCUGCUCCUGACCAAAUAAUAAUUUAUAAACAAUUGUAAAUGUGAAUUAGGUUUCCCUUCACUUGGAAUGCUCAAAUGCUGAUCAUUUAUUGCACCUCCCUGACAAUAAUCCAUCAAAGAAAAUCUCAUCUGUUCUUGACACCCUUCUUCAAGCAAAAUGGAGAGAUGGGUUUCUCUGAUGGCAGCUCUUCUCUUCAUUGAGGCUUUAUUCGCCGCUUCUUGUGUACCAUCUGAAGCAGCUAUCUCCAAAGGAUCUUUUGAAGAUAAUUUCAGCAUUAUGUGGUCAGAGGAGCAUUUCAAAACUUCUGAAGACGGCCAGAUCUGGUAUCUCUCCCUGGACAAGGAAACAGGCUGUGGAUUUCAAACAAAGCAGAGAUACAGAUUUGGGUGGUUUAGUAUGAAGCUAAAAUUGGUGGGAGGUGAUUCAGCUGGUGUAGUCACAGCUUAUUAUGUCAGUCUUUCUUGAUAUAUUAUAGCAGAUAAAGCAUUUUUCU